Molecule: messenger RNA, 3621 nt
Organism: Cyphellophora europaea CBS 101466
Lineage: Eukaryota; Fungi; Ascomycota; Eurotiomycetes; Chaetothyriales; Cyphellophoraceae
Exons: 2
Coding region: 1-3621 (1206 amino acids)
Biological process (GO): positive regulation of establishment of bipolar cell polarity regulating cell shape
Cellular component (GO): plasma membrane of growing cell tip
Molecular function (GO): protein binding
Source: RefSeq, a predicted model, not a curated record
AUGAGACUUCGGUCCCGUGCUGGUGCCGCGGUAUCGGUACUGGCUCUGGCUGCCCAUGGAGUCUCACAAUCCGUAAACCCAAACAUCGACCUCAGCAAUCUUGGUCAAGUCGCCCUAACUGGCGAUUUUGAUGCCAUUUCUGUCUAUUCUUUCCCAGGCCAAUUCGAUCGCAAUGGCUCUAAUUCAAUAUUACAACACCAGCCUGAUGGCUCCUACGAGGUACUCGCGGCGACCGAUGCGACCAUUGACUCGAUGUGCUCUUUCUUAAGAAGAGAUGGCACCUUUGAAGGCAUCAUAGUUGGCGGUAAUUUCACCAGUCUAGGAGGUGUCGCCACGAGAUCUAUAGCACUCUACAAUCCCGAUUCGCGAAUCAUCACGCCUUUGCCCGGCCUCGAGGGUACUGUCGCCGCGGUGCUGUGUGAUCAGGAACGCGAGACCGUCUACAUCGCUGGUUCUUUCGAUGCAGCCAACACGUCAAAUGCCAUUGCUUGGACUGUUGACGGAGCUUGGCAGACUCUGCCUUUCGCUGGUUUCGAUGCUCCUGUCGAGUCUGUCACCAAAGCUCCCAACGGCCAUAUCGUCUUUGGCGGCCAGUUCACCGGUCUGGGAAAUACCAGUACUACAUCAUCGCAGAGAGAUCGAGCUACCCAGCAGAUCCCUUUGCCCGGCUCCGCCAACGUCACCGUUGGUGGCGCCUCCAACACAAACAAAGACGCAAUUGCCUGUCCUUCGAAUGGGUCUAGCGUCGAAUGGAAGUUGAAUGCUGACACUCCUGGCUUCUGGCGCGCCAACUUCGACUUUGGAUUCGAGCCAACUCGUUUGCGAUUGUUCAAUGCCGGCACGAAAGAAUUCCGUUUCACAGCCUUUCCUAUCAACGGUAUCAUGAACUUGACCUACACCGACCCGGAAUCUGGAGACGAGCGCGUCUGUGACGCCCUCUGUCCACUUCCCGAGAACCCCGAGGAUGGGUUCAUGGACUUCUUUUUCGUUAACAACGUUGGCAUGAACAGCUUCCGCAUCGAUAUCAGUGACUGGUAUGGUAAUGCCGGUGGACUGGCUGGGAUCCAAUUAUUCCAGAGCGAUGUCUUCAGCUACGCUGUGGCAGAUUUUAACGAACCAGCAUGUGGUGGCCCAACCGGUACCCUUUCUACGGUGACAACGACUGGUCCUUGGUUCCAAAUGUCAUCAUUUGACAGUGUCUCCAAGUACCUAGCAGCAGUCCCUGGCCCCGACGAAAUUGGCGACACCGAGGUCACAUUUGAGCCGAACAUCCAGGAAAGCGGCAACUACACCGUCACUAUCUACACUCCCGGAUGUCUUCAGGAUAGCUCUUGCUCGUCUCGUGCCGUUGUCAACGUUACCGGUACAUUGACUACCGAUGCUGAUCAAACCUUUUUCACGCAAAUCUCCCAGCUGAAUAACUUUGACAAGUACGACAACGUAUAUACGGGGCCCAUCGACGUUACAUCUGGCUCCUUCCGGCCUAGAGUUAGCAUCAAGGCCUCCGGACAACUGCCUACUCAGCGCAUUGUCGCAUCUAGAGUCAAAUUUGGCCUCAUUGCGACUACUGGAGGACUGAACGGCAUUUUCGACUUCGACCCUGACCAGGCUCAGAUUAAUCCAAACGACUUUUCCAACUCCGACAUUAACAAUGCCGGCACGCUCCUCAACCAAGACGCUCAAAUCACCAGUUUACUGACUGUCGGCGAUACAAUGUAUGCUGCAGGGUCGUUCGAGGAUGAUCGAUUCGAGAAUAUCAUGGCUUUCACAUCAGAAGGAAAUGCCACUUCACUGUCGGAUCGUGGCUUGAAUGCUCCUGUUAUGGACAUGUUCGCCCUUGACAACGUGCUGUACGUUGGGGGCAACUUUACUGCCGCUAGCGGUGACAAUCAACUAGAGCUUACUAGUGUCGCCGCCUAUCAAAUUGCCGACCAGCGCUGGGUCGCCCUUGGGGCUGGCCUGAAUGGUGCUGUGGAAUACGUUGUACCCAUUCCCAUGAACACCUCCGAAGGUCAGUCCGAGACAGCCAUUGCGUUCAGCGGCAGCUUCAGCCAAAUCCGUCAGUCUGGAUCUGACCCGGCCAUCGAUGUUGAUGGCCUGGCCGUCUGGCUCCCGUCGGCCAACAACUGGAUCCAGCGAACAAAUGCUCAACAGCAGAUUCUGACUGGAGAGCUCACUGCUGGAGCCUUUCUACCAAACAACACCUGGAUUGGUGCCGGUACUUUGGCGUCACUCGGACAAGUCAUGCAUGGUGUCGCCAGUGUUGUCUCCAACGAUGGGCGAAUCACACUUCACGGUCUACCACUGAACAUUCAAGCAGAAGAGACUUCAUCCUCACUUCAGAAGCGUGCAAUCAGUGGCGACCAAAAUGUGACCGGAGUUGUAGAAGUUGUUACUUACAACGCCAAUGCCGACAACGUGACAAUAUUUGCCGGCGGCUUUACGGCAGAAGGGGCGGAACGCUCGACCAUCCGGAACCUGCUCUUUAUGAAUGGGUCUGACAAUAAUGCUGUCACUGGCCUACCUCAAGGUGUGAGCGAGAACUCGACAUUCAUUGCCCUGGAGAUCCACAGAGACCUCCUCUUUGCUGGUGGUCGUGUGAGUGGCGAGAUCGAAGGUCGUUCAGUCGCUGGUUUGCUUUUGUACGAUAUGACAACAGCCGACUACGCAUCGAUUCAGCCUGCUGGUCUCGCUGGCCCCAACGUCAUUGUCAAUGAUAUCAAAGCUCAGCCUGACACUGACUUUGUCUACGUUGGAGGAGCUUUUGAGCGUACCACACAGGAUCUGUCAUGCCCCUGCGUGUGCAUGUAUGACACCAAUGCCAACCAGUGGAACCCCGUCGGCAGCGGCCUGAGCGGCACUGUUGCUCAGCUGUUCUGGAAAAACGACAAGAAGCUUCUCGCAGUCGGAAAUUUGACAUUGGGUGGUAAUGAAACGACCAUUGUACAGUAUGACCCUGAUGAGCAGGCGUGGACUCAGAUCGCCGACGACACAAUUCCUGGUCCCGUCUCUGCGCUCACGGUGGUCACGGAAGAUGGAAAAGACAUCUGGGUUGCAGGAACAGCCAACAAUGGGUCCACAUUUCUCAUCGAGGUGAAGGAUGAGGAGAACCUGAUUGUGACCGGAAUGUUCUCAUCCGGCACCACUAUCCGCAGCCUGGAGCUUGUUGAUGCGGAAGACAACAACGACAGCAACGAUUUCCUGGAUAGAGAUGAAGCUCUUCUCAUCAUGGGCCAGCUCAACAUUACUGGCUUCGGCGCGGCAUCUGCCGCCGUCUUCAACGGCAGCGCUAUGACACCUCUUGUACUGGCCAGCAAAGCCGAUGGCUCCGCGGGAAGCAUUAGUCAGCUUGCUGCCAGCCGACCAAGAACACCUCGGUCUGAGGGUAAUCGUCACUCCACUGGCAUCGUGGUAUUGGUCGCGCUUUGUGCGGCACUUGGUACUAUCUUCCUCAUCGUCCUUCUGGGGCUUCUACUCAAUCGUAUUCAACGCAAGCGUGCGGGAUACAACGCCAUUCCAAAUGUUCCAUAUGCGGAUAAGAAUUCCAACUUGAAUAGGGUGCCUCCCGAGACUCUGUUUGGCACCCUAGGACAAAGAACAGGCGCAGCACCCAGAGUUUGA